Messenger RNA from Solanum stenotomum, 3002 nucleotides. RefSeq names its product receptor-like protein 43. The record is from RefSeq and is a predicted model, not a curated record. Gene Ontology annotation, molecular function: protein binding. The transcript has 2 exons. Bases 155 to 2668 code for a protein of 837 amino acids. Lineage: Eukaryota; Viridiplantae; Streptophyta; Magnoliopsida; Solanales; Solanaceae.
UAACGGAACCAUUAAUGCUAACAGCAGCCUCACAAAACUUAGUCAUCUGCAAAGACUCAACCUUGCUUUCAACAAGUUGAGUAACUUUCCACUUGGGGAUAGCAUUAGUGAACUCGAAAGUUUGACAUAUCUCAAUCUUUCGUAUUCAGUACAUAUGAUAGGGGAGAAGCAGAUACCACAAGCAUUAUCCAACUUGUCUAAAUUGGUUUCACUUGACCUCUCCUCGUAUUACACUGAACUCAAACUUGAUCGAAAAACCUUCAGAAGUUUGCUUCAAGACUUGACCAAUUUGGAGGUACUGUUACUUGACAACGCGAAUGCAUCAUUUGAGUUACCUAAGAAUGUUUCUUCUUCGCUUAGGUACUUAAGUCUUGAAAGCACCGGCAUGUUUGGGAACAUAAGUGAGUUUCAGAUAUUUCAUUUACCAAACUUGCAAGUGCUGAGAUUUGGACAGAAUCCUUUACUAACAGGCUCUUUGCCAAAUUUUAAUCGGAGUUCCAGUAAAAGUAUUUUAGAGUUGGACUUCUUUUAUACUGGUAUUUCUGGGAAGGUACCUGAUUCAAUUGGUAAUCUCCAUUCUCUUUGGUAUUUGAAUCUCCAGAGUUGUCAUUUAUCAGGCGCGAUUCCAGAAUCCAUUGGCAAUCUCAGUGCAAUCAGAGAGUUGAUACUUUCAGAAAACGACUUCAUUGGUAAUGUUCCCUCAACUAUCUCAAAGUUAAACAAACUCGUUCGUUUAGAUCUCUCUUCAAACUAUCUUCGAGGCUCAAUUCGAGAAUACAUUGACAAUCUCACUGCAAUCACACAGUUGACAAUUCCAGAUAACAGCUUCACUGGAAAUGUUCCCUCAACUAUCGGAAAGUUGAACAAACUUAACUACUUAUCUCUCUCUUCCAAUUAUUUUGAAGGCUCGAUUCCAGACAUCUUUGCCAACUUUUCAGAGCUAUCUGCUUUAGUUUUUGACACUAACAAUUUCACUGGUUCAUUUCCCUGUUCAAUUGCAACCUUGACUCGCCUUGUGAAUUUAGAGUUGCAAAACAAUUUACUAACUGGUUCACUUCCCUCUAAUAUAAGCGGAUUUCAACGCCUACAAUCACUUGAUUUGUCCUUCAAUUAUUUCACUGGCACAACAUCCCCUUCGUUAUUCCUUCUUCCAAGAUUGGUUUCUUUACAUGUUCAACACAAUCAAUUAACCGGGAAAUUGCCAAAUGUGCUCAAGAAGAGUUAUCUAGGAUACGUACUAUACCGUAGCAUUGAUCUUUCAUACAACAAGCUGAAAGGUGAAAUCCCCAAUGCGAUGUUAUCUACGAGCAUGGGUAAGCUGGAUCUCUCUCAUAACUUCCUCACAGGCUUUGAAAAACAAGAAUGGCACUCAGAGAACUUACAAUACCUUAAUUUGGAGAACAAUUUUCUUCAAGGGCCUUUGCAUCUAUCCUUUUGUGACAUGUAUAGUCUUGUAUUCCUCAUUUUAGCUCGGAACAAUUUCAGUGGUUCAAUCCCGGGAUGUUUGGGUAACUCCAGUAUCUCCAUUUCUGCUUUAGACUUGCGAAUGAACAAUUUGCAUGGAGAGAUACCAAGAUUCUUAUCUACAGGGUUAAAAUAUCUUGGUUUAUAUGGCAAUCAAUUGGGGGGACAAGUCCCGCGAUCCUUGGUUGACUGUACAAGCUUGGAAGCUCUUGAUUUGGGGAACAACAAGAUAAAUGACACGUUUCCGAUAUGGCUGCAGAAACUACCAAACCUACAAGUUCUGAUUCUGAAAUCGAAUCUAUUUCACGGUCCAAUUGGUGAUUUGGAGUCCGAGUUUCCAUUUCCUGAGUUACGAAUCUUUGAUCUUUCCUUCAAUGGGUUCACUGGAACUUUGCCAUCUAAUUUUUUCAAAAGUUUUAGAGGUAUGAUGGAUGUGGAUGAAGAAAAAAUAGGAAUUACUCGCUCCUACAAAGGGUCGACCAGGCCUUGUACAAGAGAAAAUGGAUGUCGAAGAGAUAUAUAUUACCUUUACCACUUUAGUUUGGUGAUAAAAGGUAAUGAGUUUGAUAUGAGAAUCACGUCAAUUAUGACGAGUGUUGAUAUAUCAAGCAACAGGGUUGAAGGAUAUAUUCCAAAUUCCAUUGGAAAUCUGAGCUCACUUGUGUUACUCAACCUGUCUCACAACAGCUUCCGUGGUCAUAUUCCUGCAGAAUUUGCAAAGUUGCAACAGCUUGAACAAUUAGAUCUCUCAUGGAACAAACUCAUUGGAGAUAUUCCAGAUCCAUUGCCAAGUUUGACAUUUCUUGAGGUCUUAAACCUUUCCUACAAUCAUCUGGCUGGACGCAUUCCUCUUGGGAAACAGUUCAAUACAUUUCCAAAUGAUUCGUAUUGUGGAAAUCCUGAUUUAUGUGGAUUUCCACUAUCAAAGGAAUGUGGAAACAGUAAUGACUCACCACUUAAACACGAUGAUGAUGAUGAUGAUGAUGAUGAUUCAUUUUUUGCGAGUGGGUUCACAUGGCAAGCUGUGGUAAUAGGUUAUGGUUGUGGUAUGAUAUUUGGAUUGUUGAUGGGAGGUCUCAUGUUCCUACUGGAAAAACCAAAAUGGUUUGUGAACUUUGCUGAAGAUAUUGCUCAACAAAUUGCUGCUAAGAAGCGAACAAGGCAAAAGAAGAGACGCCAAAGACAUGGUUUAAGAAUGAACUAGCAAUAUACCAGAGGUUGCUGGAGAGUUGGACAUGUUUAUUAGCAAGUUAGUGCUGAUGUUCUGGCAAAUAGCAAUGGAUGCAUCUGUUUGUUCACUUUAUGUGCCAAAUACGUAUGUAAAUGUUACAGUUGAUUUCUGUUUGUAUGGUUCUUACAUGUUGUUUUGUAAUGUAUUGUAUUAUAUUGUAUUGUUAGUACAACAAUAUGAAUCCUGUAUUAUCUACUAGAUGAGUCACGCCCGUGCUUAACACGAGCUCAACAUUAAGGUGAUUGAAAUCUCUUUUCUUACUUGUAUCUUUUCAAUUUGUACUUCUUUCUACAUUCAAGAAACUAAA